CCAUUCUCAUCAGUUCUCGUCGAGCGCUCGGUGUUUUCGGUUUCGUUGCAGCAAUUGCGGCGUCCUGUGGUUCGGGUGUUUAGGGAAAAAGUAAAUUUUCCACCGUAGGCGCGCGUGGACCUUCUUUUCGCGUUAGCGUGCUGUGCGUAGGUGUAUGUGUGUGUGUCGUCCCUCCGACAUUUUCACCCCAAAGCCAUAGCCUGGGAGUCGGGUACAGCGGCAUUUGGCGUUGUUUUGCGUCCAUCCGACGAUGCUUGCAGUCGAAGGCAACCAUAUGGAUAGGAAGAACCGAGUGGCAGUGGAAGUACAAAUUUUAGUGAAAACGGUGACUAUCGUAAACGAAGAACGGUGUUAGUGGCGAGGAACAGAUCGCGUGAGUUGUGCUGCGUGUACGGAUACGGGCGGAAAUUGCCUUCCGGGCAGGAUGGAGGUGUGCUGCUUAAAAAUGGCAUCCAGAUGCAGACCGACGCGACCCAUCAAGGACAUAACGCAGCUCUCCUCGGCCGGCUCGUCGCACGACUGCGGUGCCCUGUCGCGGGUCGUAAUGGUCAGAAAAACGGAUCAGCGCGUCAUCAAUCACAAGGGCAGUCAGAAGGAUCCACUGUGUGAGGUCAUUACGAUGGAAACGAUACAGACGUACAAGGGCCACAAACCGGACCGGACGGUAGUGUUUAGGGAGAAGUUUGAUCUCACCGGCAACGACAUGUCACGGUCGCUUUCGACCGGCAAACUGUCCGUCGGUUCGCCCCGUCUCUCGAUAUCGCCGCUGCGCACGAUCCUGACGACGAGUGCCGAGCUGGAGAAGAGCCGUGCCGCGGCAAGUGAUCGAAACAACAACAGCACCACCCCUAGCAAGGCGCCGACGAGCGAAAGCAAACGAGUCAACGGGCAGACUGUGGUCGGUUCGCUUCGGCCAAAAUCGCUCGACCGGGGCAACAACAAUGCGAGCCCGCUGUUACGCCACUCGAAGAGUCCUUCCAAGAGUCCAUCGAUCGGGAAUUUGAGGCCGGCGGGCGGUGGCGGAUCGCAAUCGUCGCUCCGAGGCAGCACCCCCUCACUGUACACCGACUUUGAGCGGGAGUGUCUGAAGGCACACAACGAGUACCGGACACGGCACGGGGUGCUGCCGCUGAAGCUGAGCAAGCGACUGUGCCGUUACGCGGAGGAGUGGGCCAAGGUGAUUGCGGCCCGAGGUGUGCUGGUGCACCGGAGCAACUCGGCGUACGGGGAGAACAUCUUCUGCUCGUGGAGCUCCUCCAGCACGGGAAGCGGUGCGAGCAGUGUGUGCGUGAGUGGACGGGAACCGGUCGAGAACUGGUACAGCGAGAUCGAUCUGCACGUGUUCGGGAAGGAACCGGCGACGCUGAAGACGGGCCAUUUCACGCAGGUCGUGUGGAAGGAUAGCCGCGAGUUGGGCGUUGGUGUGGCACGCAAUCGUUCUGGUCAAGUGUUUGUGGUAGCAAACUACGAUCCACCGGGAAAUUACAUCGGCAGCUUUGCCAAGAACGUUCCACCAGUGGGAGGGUUCGAAAUUCCGAAGAUUAUCGUUGACAAACCGUCCGCCCUGAAGCAGACGUCGGUGGAUGAAUCGACCGGGAAGACGACCACCUCCUCCUUGCGGCGUCCUGGCACGGAAAAGCCCGAAAAGCAUGUGCGCAUUGUGGACGAAAAUGAUCCGGAUCAGUUCGAUGAGUUUGCGGUGGCCAUGUUGAAGCAUCACAACGAGUACCGGAAACGGCACGGGGCAGCCGAUUUAAUCCUCCACAAAGAGCUGGUCCGCGAUGCGCAACAGUGGGCCGAAAUUUUGGCUCGGGAUGACCGGUUCACCUACCGGCAGAACUCCAAGUACGGCGAGAAUCUCUACUGCCUGUGGUCGUCGGACAGGAACGCGCGGCCCAGUGCGCGCGACGUUUGCCGGUCCUGGUACGAGGAGGUGAAACAGUACGCCUUCACGGUGGAGCCGCGGGCCGCCAUCAAGGGCGGCCAGUUCACGCAGAUGGUGUGGAAGGGCACGAAGGAGCUGGGCGUUGGGAUGGGUCAAACGCGCAGCGGCAAGGUGAUUGUCGUCUGUACGUACUAUCCGCGCGGGAACGUGCUGGGACAGUUUCUGGGGAAUGUGAGCAGGGCGCGCUAAAAGGGGAAGCGAAUGUAGAGGGCUUUAACUGGGCAGGGGGGAAAACAGACAGUACCUGUUCAUCAAACACACGCGAUAAUCAGGGGAGAAGCCUUAAUCCGAGUAGGGAAAAACACACGUACACGCACAUUUGCGUCCGCGCGAGCAGUCCGGUUACCAUUUACUAAACUAAACGACCCAAAUAUUUAGCACCCGUAUUGCGAUGAGGGAAGUGCAGUUAUUGAGAAGCUAUUUUAAAGCCUCAAAUCACCUUUUUAUAUACGUACACAUAGGCAAGCUUACAUGCAGAGUGCAAACGGACGACGGUGACGGUGGCGGAGAGGAGGCGCUUGCAAAACAAAACCGCACAAAUUUAACAAAUGCAUCAAGCCAGACGUGUUACCAGUUUCAUGCGGCACAUUUUACAGUAUGCGCUUAUUCACACA
Anopheles merus is the source of this 2559-nucleotide messenger RNA. RefSeq lists its product as uncharacterized. Lineage: Eukaryota; Metazoa; Arthropoda; Insecta; Diptera; Culicidae. The record is from RefSeq and is a predicted model, not a curated record. The coding region runs from base 425 to 2134 and encodes 569 amino acids. Gene Ontology annotation, cellular component: extracellular region. The transcript has 6 exons.